This is a messenger RNA of Protopterus annectens (West African lungfish), 7226 nucleotides long. RefSeq names its product protein Niban 2-like. The coding region runs from base 198 to 2903 and encodes 901 amino acids. Lineage: Eukaryota; Metazoa; Chordata; Ceratodontiformes; Protopteridae. The transcript has 14 exons. The record is from RefSeq and is a predicted model, not a curated record.
CCCCAUGAAACGGGAGUGUGUGAAUAUUGGUACAGCUUGUCACUAGUGUCAGCUCUGGUUUGCACUUUUCCGCCUUGUUUAACUGGGAGACUCGCAAACUGAACUUUUUCAAGUAUCUGGGAAAAUUAGUAAGGACUGCGGGCUGAUACAGAACAUUUCUUUACUGCUUGCAUUGACUUUAGUUUCGUCGGUCCGGGAUGGGGGAUGUAGUUUCUACUCACCUUGAUGAACCAAAGCGACAUUAUGUUGCUGAGAAGACUGUAAAGGUUCUAGAAGAGUUUAAGAAAUCCUAUGAACAGCAGUAUAAUGUGGCCCUUUUCAAUAAAAUUCGCUACGAGGUAGAAGGCAGUGGUGGGCCUCAGUCACAGCUUCUGAUCCGGAAGCCGUCAAAGGAGGCGAAGACUAUCUUUUCUGGGAACCUUUUCCAAUAUUUAGAGGAAAACAAGAAAUGGCGGAAUCGCUUCUUUCUCAUUCCAGACAACUACUCAGCUGUGUGUUAUGAAACCAAAGUGCACUAUGAGAGGGGAUUGCACCCAAAGGCAGUCAUCAGCUGUGCAGGCUACAAAGUUCUGACAUCCGUGGAUCAGUACCUGGAGCUUCUCAACACCUGUUUGCCAGGAUUAAAAGUGAAACCUGGCAGUACACCAUUCAUAAAAUAUGCAUCUCAGUUUCCCAUCAUACUGUGGCAUCCCUAUGGUCGCCAUCAUUACUUCUGCGUGUUGACGGAGAAGGAGCAACACAAGUGGGUGGCCGUCUUCCAAGACUGUGUGCGUUACAGUAAUGAUGGGUUGCCAGAAGAGUCAAAAGUGGAGACUCCAGCGUUUACCGAUGCUGUUCGACUGUAUCGCCAAGCCAGAGAUCAGUAUGGCACCUGGGAAAUGCUUUGCGGGAAUCAAGUUCAGAUUCUAAGUAACCUGGUAAUGGAAGAUCUGCAGCCAGAACUGAGAAACAUGAUUAGUCCAAGACUGAAAGGCAAAGUUCAGGAAAGACAGCGGGCCUGGAUACAGAUAUCUGAUGCAGUGUAUAGACUUGUACAAGACCAGAUAAAAAACCAGUACGACAUUCUUGUUCGCCGAUGUGAAGAUGGAAGCACCAACAUGGAAAGUGCUUUCCGCACAGACAUGGACCAAAUUAUCACUUCCAAGGAACAUGUGACAAACAAGAUUAAAGCAUUUGUUCUCCCCAAAUCAGAGGUGUGUGUUCGCAAUCAUGUACAGCCCUACAUCUCUUCUAUCUUGGAAGCCUUGAUGAUCCCAACUAGCCAGGGCUUUGCGGAGGUGCGGGACCUGUUUUUCAAAGAGGUUAUUGAAAUGAACAAGAAUGUGGUCAAUGAAGGAGGAAAGGAGAAGCUUGGAGAGUACAUGGAGAAGCUAUCCCAGCUGGCGUACCACCCUGUGAAGAUGCAGGGCUGCUAUGAGAAAAUGGAUAACUUGCAUCUAGAAGGACUCCAGCAGCGCUUUGAUGUCUCCAGCACUGCAGUGUUCAAGCAGAGAGCCCAAAUCCUCAUGAAAGAGCAAAUGGACAAUGCUGUUUUCACAUUUGAACAGUUACUUCAUCAAGAUUUAGGAAACGCAUCAAGUAAAGAAGAAAUCUGCAAGGCCAUCCAAAGGAUCCAAGACAGAGUGCUGAAGAAAUAUGACUAUGACAGUAGUACUGUACGGAAGAAGUUUUUCCGGGAAGCUCUGCUACAGAUUAUUAUCCCGUUUCUGCUGAAGAAACUGUCCCCAACCUGCAAAUCGGAGCUGCCUAAAUUCCAGGAAUUCAUAUUUGAGGACUUUGCAAAAUGUAUUCUGGUGGAAAAUGUCUUUGAGGAGGUGGUGCUUAUGUCAGUGAUGAAAGAUAUUAAUUCAGCUGUAAAAGAAGCAGCUGUGCAGAGACGACACAACUUGUACAGAGACAGUAUUGUGAUAAACAGUGAUCCUAGCCUGCAGUUGUUAGGAGAAGGCGUGCCAAUUGAUUGGAAUACUGAGUUUAGUGAGCAGGCAGAGCCUGUUAUCCAAGACAAGCGAAAGAGGAUGAAGCAAGUGGUAUCCACCAUUAUACAAGAUGACUUGCCUCUUGCACUUGAGUCCUGCAUUGAUGUUCCAGCUCAUGAGGGUAUUCAGGAAGAGCCUGAUAAGGAGGUAGGUGAAAUGGACAGUGACCUCAAUGCAUGUCCCAAAUCCCCAGACAGUGUCAAUGAGAUUCGUGGCAUGUUAACCAAGGUAGUCACACUGGAGACAAAAGUUCCUACAGACCAGGUUGAUUCCUCUCUUUCAAAUGGUUCCAUUGUCCAAGAAGUUAAAGAAGUUAAGGAAGAAGCAACCAAGGAAGUUAAGGUAGAAGCAAUGCCCCCUGCCAAUGCAGAUGCAAUGGUGUCUUCCCAUUGUCCAGAAAAUAAGGAUGCACACAGUCAAGAUUCACCUGCUGUCAAAGGAGAAGCAUUUACUUCUGUUCAUGUGUCUGCACCAGCGUCAGAAGUCUGGCCAAAAAGUAAGGAUGCACAUGGUCAAGAAGAUUCUCCUAAUGUUCAGGCAGAAAAGGUAUCUCCUGUUCAUUUUCCCAUACCUUCUUUGGAGAGUAGCCAGUCACAUUCUACAGAAAGCAAGGGUGCAAGUGGGCAGGAAGAUUCAGCAGAUUUCCAAUCGAAAGAGUCUGUCCACGUGUUUGCACAAUCAUGGAACGGUAGCUCUCUCCUUCCUCCAGAAAUUGGAGAAGUAGGCACUCGCAAAGUUUCAGAUGUUGUGAUAAACCAGAAGGAAAUUGUGUCAGAAGUCACAGAUUCUGCCUCAGAAGAUAUAAGCACCACCACAGACAAUCAGGAAUGCAGUGUCCCACCAGCUGAAGAAAAUGUAAUGGCCAAUGUUCAGCCAUCUGAACAUGAAAUAAUCUCAAGUGCCAGUGAAACAGCAGAAUCAUCCUAGACCUGCAUUUACUUUUAUAAUUAAAACUUUUCAGCAAUAGUGUUGAGAACUGGUUCCAAAGAACAGUCUGUGAUUGUGUUGGGUAUAUCAUUUGGUACAGUUACUUGCCCCAAACUACAGACUUUGCUGGUUAUAAGUCUCACUCCAGAUGUUCCUGCUCAUUGUGCUUAUAGUAAUUUAAAGCUGUAAGAAAUGUCAAAGUGUUUUCUUUAGCAAACCGAAGUAAGUCUUCCAGCACUAAUAUUAGGACCUAUACGCAGGUAGCCUAUAGUCAAAGGAUGUCAGUACUUUGGAAUAAUUAGUCCCCAGGAAGCAAUAUUGUUGACUGAUUUCAAAGACAACGUAUUUUAUGUGUGUUUUAUAUAUUAUAUAAGUAAAUAUUUGCUGUAAAAAUAAUAAGCCACUUUGGCAAAUUUUACUUUAAGAAUUAAAAUUAAUGUGUGGGAGGUGUACAGAAAAUACAUGGAUUUUUUUUUAAUUGUUUAUAACUGAAAACCUUUGCAUGGAGGUUCACAAAUGGGUUCCUUUUUAAAUUGUCUAAUUUCUUUUGGAAUGGAACCAAGUAACUGGACCUUCUGUGUUGGGUUCACUGUUUAAAACUGUUACUCCUCUGUACUUGAAAACAUUUAAGCCUCAGCUUGCUUCACUUCUUAAGUCUUAAUAGUGUAUAUUUUUGUUUUAAUAUUGAUGAGUUGUUUUAGAUUUUUGUCUGUAUCUUGAUAGGAAGAAGUGAAGAGGAAAAAUUUAUUCCAUAGCUGUUUAAAGAAGCAGCACACUGAAGUCACUGUAUGGACGGUGCUUUUCUGUGGAGUGGGAUCAUUUUUCUUUUUUUCCCUUUCUUUCAGUACAUCUCAAGCAACGUAAUAUUAUAAGUAGGAAAUUGGGGUAUAGACGUAUCCAUUUGCAUCUCCAGUUAGUGCAACAAAAUCGUCUCAGUUGGAUAUAAAAUCUCUACAUAGCUUUAGAAAUCUCAUGAUCAUAGAUUUUAAAGAUUACUCCUGUCAUGUAGGUUACUAAUCUGAACUGGAUCAUUGCACGAUGUACCUGUAGGUUUUUGGAUUUGAGGGAUGGAUGUUUCAUACUACAGGUCACUUGUGUAACACUACAAGAUGUAGUUUAAGUAUGCUAUAGAAUAAAGGAGCAAACAUCAGUUGGCAGUUUUCUCAACUCCUGUGAUUCUGUCUCCGAAACUCAGUGUUGUACGUUUGUGUCUCUAUUCACACUGUUGAUAGUUAUUGGGAAUCCUUUUCAGACUUGGAGUGCAAUUCCUUUGGGGGUAAAAAUUCUUAUUUUUCCUAGAUGCGUAACAGUUGAUUGUUUUGACACACUUAGUAGUCAGUUUGCACAGGUCACUUGGGAUUUUCAGUAGUUUUUCUUUUAUUUUUGUAGAUCUGGGUUUCUAAUUCUAAGAACACACUGACAUGAUGCACUUUCUGUAAGAAGCCUAGACAUGAAUAAAUGUCAUUGAUGUACACUUUGCAUCUUGCAUCUUGAAAUGUUUUGCUUUCAACUAGCAAAACCCAUAGGGAAAAGGUAACUUGUACUUUCCUAUUUCUUGUAGCACUAAUACUUUCCUUCUCAUUUUGUAGCACUGAGAUUAUUCAGGAUAUUUUUGCUCCCUACAACUUUGACCAUCUAGCCCUGCCUGAUCCUUGGUUUGUUUGUUCUAGUCUCUUCCUCAGCACUAGAGUGGAACUUCUUUCCAUGAGGAAUUAGUUUUUUUGUUUGUUCCAUUUAUUUAUACACUAGUGGGUGGUUAAUGUCAAGCACUAGAUGUCCAUCAGUUGCAUGAAUUCUUCCAUGUGAUUCAGCUAUGGCUCAUUUACAACAACUUGCUUCUUUUUCUCAGCCAUGGCCAAUCACUAGUCGAGUGUUACUUUGGCUUGCCAAAUGCUGUAAUAAUAACUAUUAUUUCCAAUUUUCUUCUGAUUAGCACUGUGAGAUUAUCUACUGGCAGGAAGUAGCAGCCUCUUCAUGGAAACAUCACUUUAAACUUGUAGCAGACAAUUUUGCUUUAAAAAAAAUAAAUUUCACAUUUUGGAAAAUGCUGUAAAGUGCUGCUUUGAACGUUUGUAACACACACAUGAAAAUAUUAGUCUCUUUUUUUCUUUUUCACUGAAUUUGGAAAGGAGGUUAUCACAACUGAAGACUGUUGGUUGCUAUCUUAUGGUUUAAGACUUGUAUGCAAUGCAGACUACUGUGUCUGAAGUGUAAAGUGUUGGUGACACUCUAGAAUCAAACAUUUUUAGCUGUAGUAUUUUCAGGUCUUCAAUUUGUAAUUUCACUCUGAUAAUAUGUUGUGGUAUUUUUGGAUCAUGUAACAAUCUGAGACUAUGUCUAGAACUGAAGGAAUGGGAUGAGGGGAUGAUAUCCAAUCCUUUAUACACUAGGCCUAACAAAGCAAACUUCACACAUCACAUAUGUCACAAGUUCUUUAUACAUAUUUUUGUUGGCAAAAAAUGUAAUCAUAAAAUGUUAUUAAAAAUUUAUUAAAAAUUUCCCCAAACAAAGGUGUAGAAGUCACAGCUAGAAAAAUCCUAGUUAAAUGCAUAGAUGCAGCAGAAGUAUUCAUGCCCUUUCAUUGUAUCGUGUUUGUACACCAGUCACCUCUGAAGAAUGGAUCUCUCUCUGCUCAGUGGCUCACAGGCCUUACAGUGGAGUCAAACCAAAAAGUCAUACUGCAAAAAACAUGCCAGUUAUCCUAACAAAGUGUGGAAAUUGACUUUAAAAUGUAAAAUAAUGUGAUGGGAAUGAAAGUACAGUGCUUGUACUUAAGCAUUCUACUUUCACUGAAAAAGAAAGUAUGGGUUGGGUUGCUUAAGUUCUGCUCCUUCAGGGAUUGUUGAAGCCUCUCCCCCACUCCUGGAUGUAUCACCAUGCCUGUAGGAAUUUAAUAUUCUACUUGAACACUCAUAGCAGCUCCCACCCUGAGGUGUAGAAGGAAGGGUGUGCAAGGCUAAACAAGAGAUGGCAAUAGCAAAUAGCGAUCCAGGGUUUCUUCACUUCUUUGGAAUAUGAAAGUGGAAAAUAUGCUUUCAGAUGUCUCUUUUAAUUAUAUAUUCCUUAAAUGAUUUUGUUGUCAUGAAUCUUGGAAGCUAAAAUGAAAAUGGUGCUUUGCCACACUGGAGUACAUUACUACCUUCCAUCUUUUGCCUCCAAAAUAGGGUCUAUAUUAAAUCAGCAAAUGCUGAUUUAGCAACCCUUUUAAAGCAAAACCUGAACGUUUCCAGGACUUAGCCAUUUCCUCCACUGUAGUGCGAUCCUGGAGUUGGUGUAUUUAAGUAGGGGAAGCCCCCCACUUUCCCUGCUAUUCCGGGUCUUCGGGAUUUUCAGGUUUCGGUUUUAUAGGGUCGAUAAAUCAGCGUUGGCUAUUUUAAGCAUUCGCUGAUUUAAUAUAGACCCCCAAAAAUAUGCAUUUUGUAUGUUUAGUAAUACCUGUACAAUCCUAAUCUUCUGUUAUCAAACGGAAUAUCUUUAACCAGAAUGGCACUCACUACAGUUGGUUACUCAUAUGUAUUAUUUAAUUUUCUGGUUGUUGGAACGAGGUGUGUUAUGAAAGAUGUGAUGCACUGCUCUACUGAGAGUUUACUCUUCGGAUAACUUUGGGAGGGUAGAGGUGUCUGUACCAGUCAUGCCAAAAAAAGACAGUUACAGUGAUUAAGCUGGAAAAAAAUUAGAUGGAAAUACAUGAAUGCAGCCUACAGUCAUAUUUACAAGUCUGCCAACAGUAAUUCUAGCAGUGUGACUUUAAAAUGGCAACAUUUGUAAAAUAAGUUCAGUUUUCUGCAAUAAUUGCUUAAAGUGCACCUUAUUUUUGAUGUGUGUUUUAACAAUGGCUUUUCCUUUUUGUAAGCAACACCAGUGCAUUUAUUUAGACAUUCCUUGUUUUAAUUCUGUUGAAUGUGUGGCUUAAACUGUAAAACAGAAAUUUGCUUUUCAGUACAUAAAACCAGUAUAUGCUUUUGUUUUCAAAAAUGCAGUUUAAAAAUGAUGGCUUCAUCCUAUACAAAGCUGAGAUAUAAAGACCUGACUUUAACAAAACACUAUAAAUGUAAAAUUUUGUGUUUUUAAUGUGUCUUACUAUGUUUAUAUGUAACAGAUAAAUAUUUUAUGCUUCCCAGGACCACAGAGCACUCUAGACAUUAUGCAGUACACUCCAAUUUUGUUGUAUGCAUUUGAAAUCAUUAUCUUUUGUUGCAUUUAAAAUGCUAAUGGCUCAUUUUCGUGCACAGUUGGUGGUUGAGUCACUGUGCCUUUCAAUUAUUUUAUUCAAGUGCAUUAUGUACAUGUAAGCAUUUGCCUCAAAUAAAAGUCUAUCUUCAA